Molecule: messenger RNA, 3492 nt
Organism: Purpureocillium takamizusanense
Lineage: Eukaryota; Fungi; Ascomycota; Sordariomycetes; Hypocreales; Ophiocordycipitaceae
Gene: ERF2
Product: Protein S-acyltransferase
Exons: 2
Coding region: 848-2860 (670 amino acids)
Biological process (GO): protein targeting to membrane; peptidyl-L-cysteine S-palmitoylation
Cellular component (GO): endoplasmic reticulum; Golgi apparatus
Molecular function (GO): protein-cysteine S-palmitoyltransferase activity
Source: RefSeq, a predicted model, not a curated record
UUUCUGCUGCUCGACUAACCUGAUAAAUUACGCGGGUGCCCUACGCGACUCGGUACUGGUCAGCGCCCCUUACAUGGGGCACCCCGACCCCAACCUUACCUCCUUCGCCUCAGCCUGUGAGCAGGCGGCCUGCUUGCCUGUUUGCCAGCCUGCCACUGCCUAGUCACCACCACCACCUCCUCACCACCAUCGUCCAGCCCGCCCCCACAACGCAGCGUCAGUCCUCGCGUCGUCCCAGCCCCAAGACAAGGAUCCCCGUCACAGCCGGCGCCCGGACCGCGAAGCGGAGGGAAAAAGAAAUGAUUGCUCGCACAAUCUCUCACUCGUUUUGUUUUGACGCCAUCUCUAUUGCCGUCGCCUCCGUCUAGCCCUCUCCCGUCUCCUUGCCCCCCCUUCGGUCCUCUUCUCGAUCUUGAUCCCGAUCAUAUUCCCCGUUUUCUGACCUUGCUGUUCAAACGCUUCGGAUCCGCCGCUGUCACUCCUUUUUUUUUCCUCGUGAUACUUCUCCCAUUCUCUCGAUUACUCUGUCAACCUUCGUCCCGCCGCCGUCCCACCGCCUUCCGAGUCUGCUUGCCUUCGAGUCGCCGUUUCGACUACGUACCCGUUUUUUCCCUCGAUACAACUCGUUUUAAUAUCGGCACACUGCGAGACGCGCCCGCCUUCUCUUCUCGAACUGGCCUGUUCCACUUCGCACGUGCGAUCUUCGUAGCUCAGCAGCCGGUCAUCUAUACUCCCGUCGCCACGGGCGCCCCGCCGAACCCCGACCUCUCUUGCCCUGCCUUAGCACCCUUUAGAAACGGCUAUGUCAUAGCGCGAAAGCAUAACUGUCAGAGACUACACCGACAUAAUGCCCGACUCGGAUGAUCCUUCGGCGGCGCCUGGCGUCAACGAGGGCCAGUCGGCGACAAAACGGCCAUCCCGGCCCACGAGCGUAGUCUCAUCGCGCAUGACUGACAUUGCGAGCGACGAUGGCGGCGAAACAAAGCCUCGCGACCCCACCACAAGGCAAUCCAAGAGCAUCGAGCCUGGAUCCCGACCUCAGACGGCCAAAACAACAAAUUCUACCAGAACUCCAUGGCCGGCUCCUGCCGUUCGCAAAGGAUACUCAUCCGGGCCCACCGGUAAGAAGUCGGGCAUCGCGGGGUCAACAAGCGCCAUGCCCUCUCGAAAGCCGAGCCUCACCUCCCGAAGCCAUGUCCCGUCCCUCACUUCAAAUGCCUUUUUUCGGCCGAUGAGCUCUCAAAAGCUCCAAGCGCAUCGGGCAAAUGUUGCGCGUCCGCCGGUCACGACGCAGCAGGUACAGCCCUCGCAGCAGCCGUUCGCCGAUCUCGACGAUGGAGCAACCGACCUGGGCGGCAGCGUCGUCAACCGGGACGUCACCGCCCCUACCAUUGGAGCGCAUCCAGGGAGGGUUAGCGGCGAUAACGCGAGACUGCCAUCUCGAGGCACGGAAGCCACGGAGCACGAGAACUUCGAGCGCACCAUCGGCAACACGAGCCCGUCCCAGGGACACCACCCCACCGGUAGCCUGUCGGACAGCGUUCAGCCGCUGCAGGGGAGGCAAGAGGCUCGCGGUCACCUAACUCUCGACGCGGCCAAGGGCUCCCAGGACCGUGGACGCGUGCCGCCGAGUCCUCUUCGGUCGCCUCGCUCGUUCCGCUCGAGCUUCCUACUUCCAGGAAGAAGCGAUCAGGGGCCAACAAGCCGGAUUCGAAGCACAGAGGGUGCCGAGAAGUUGUCCUCUGUGAAUUCGUCACCGCAGUUGCGACCCGUGGAUUCCUACAACAGGCCGAUAUCGCGACCCCCGCCCACCCCGACAGGUGCGAUUGUUGCAGGCCGCGUUCACCAGUUCUUUGACGGCAACACCAUCUUUUGCCUAGGUGGUCGCUGGCAAAACACAAAAGACAAGCCUAUCAACAUCGCGACAGGCCUCUUUGUCGUGGUACCAUGCGUGCUCUUCUUCGUCUUUGAGGCCCCGUGGCUGUGGGAAAACAUCUCGCCGGCGAUUCCCAUUACAUUCGCCUAUCUCGCGUAUAUCUGCGUCUCGUCCUUUGUUCAUGCCUCUGUUUCAGACCCGGGGAUACUGCCCCGUAACCUCCAUCAAUUCCCCCCAGUCUUCGAGCACGACGACCCUCUGCGCGUGGGCCCUCCCACCAACGACUGGACCCUGAUAAAGUCAGCCGAGGCCAGUGCGGCGGCUAUGGAGGUUCCCGUCAAGCAUUGCCGCACGUGCAACAUCUGGCGGCCGCCCCGUGCACAUCACUGCCGUCUCUGCGACAACUGCAUCGAGACACACGACCACCACUGCGUCUGGCUCAAUAACUGUGUUGGCAAGCGCAACUAUCGAUAUUUCUUUGCCUUUGUCUCAUCCGCAACUCUCCUUUCGGCCUAUCUCAUCGCCACAAGUUUGGCCCAGGUUUUACUGCACAAGACGCGAGAGAACGUGUCUUUCCGCAGCGCCAUUGACCACUUCCGCGUCCCCUUCGCCCUCGCCGUCCUCGCCUUCGUGGAACUCCUCUACCCUGCCGCGCUCAUGGGAUACCAUCUAUUCCUCAUGGCAAGGGGUGAGACCACGCGCGAGUACAUCAACUCACACAAGUUCCCCAAAUCGGAGCGUUACCGCGCGUUCAGCCAGGGCAGCAUUCUGCGGAAUCUCAUGGCUGUACUGUGCCGCCCGCGCCCGCCGACAUACUAUCGCUUCAAAAGCAAGUACCUGCAGGGUGACCAGCGGCUCGGCACUCACCGCAAGCACCGUAUGCACCGAAACUCCCAGGGGCUAGAGAUGGACCCUGUGCAUCCGGCUUCCUCACCGAGCGGCUUCCAGGGGCCUGUGUCGCUGCGCCAACAAAGCCGAGGAUAGAUCGCCGGCUUUGUCUGAGAACCACUUCUCGGCUCGUGUUCACUCUCACACCCCCAACAUCCGUUGCACGGACCCCUCGACAUCUCCUUAUCCUUCGUGUAUCCAAAUAACUCUACACACCUGACCGGUCCGCGAUUCUUGCGUCUCGCGCAUCCAUCGUCUGGGGUCGACUCACUCACUCUCUAAUGUCUGCAACAUCACGUUCUUUCCUUGAAUGUCCCUUAUUAUACCCUCUGCACAUAAGCCGUCGUCAUUUGCUGUACUACCUAUCAUUGUGUCGUGCUUUCUUCUUUAUUUGUCACCUUCUCACUGCCCGCUUGGUAGCUAGCGUCUCUAUCGUGCGGCAGGUUAUUAUACAAGUCUUUCCACGCUGGGAUAAUGUACAUGGCAAAACGGGAGCGGCGGUGGUAGCGCUCCGACAGAGCAGUUGAAACCCGGGUUUGGCGCCCAAAGCGGCGAAUGGCGGUACGUACGUUUUAGUAGGCGAAGGUCAUCAUCCGUCGGUAGAGCAAGCGAAGCGAGUGCGCAAUGGAAGAACCGUCCGUGGCCCUGCACGCAAAAUGGAAGAGCGAAAACAAGCGCAACUUUGGUCUGCAAACCUCUCUCGUGCGACACGUCGCAUCACAUGCCUG